This is a messenger RNA of Patiria miniata (bat star), 4329 nucleotides long. RefSeq lists its product as uncharacterized. Lineage: Eukaryota; Metazoa; Echinodermata; Asteroidea; Valvatida; Asterinidae. The record is from RefSeq and is a predicted model, not a curated record. Bases 1419 to 3170 code for a protein of 583 amino acids. The transcript is spliced from 6 exons.
UGUAAACAUCCGCAGUAAAAAUGGAAGGGUUUACACACAUGCACCAUUUUUUUUUCAGGACGCCCUGUAGAAUACGAAAGUGUUCUUACUCUUGAAACAAAUAGUCUUCUUUUAUGUUUACAGCUGCCACAUACAUUCAAGAGGAAAUAUUAAUUGCAUGAUUUAUCUUUGAACCGCUCUACGUGCCUGAUUAAUUCAUGUUUCCAAUUACCAUUGUGUUUCCUUGUUUGGGUCAAAUUUGAAAGUGUAACACGCUAAAAAUAGAACCUUCCUUUUGCAUUUCAAUCACAGUGCCACUGUGUCACGGGCGUCAACUUGUCACAUCAUGUUUCACUUUCCAAUAAAGAGCGACGUUCUAUUGUUUCUGGCUCUUGUGUGUUUUUGUCCCUUGGGCGUUGCAUUAAUUAACUUGAGCUGCAAGUCAACGCAUCUGCUAGAUUAAGGUAAGAUUGUAAUGUUUCGUUAUUAAGUGUUAAAGAUAGUUUUACGACUCGUGUUCUUGACACCGUAUUUUUACUUUGAAAACUGGAGGAUAUGAUGAUUGACAUUAAAAAAAACCCUUCAGCUUUUUAAAAGGUUUGUAUGUGUUAUUCUUCGAUUAUGGGUUUUGCCAAUGUGAUUUUAGUCGUGUGAAUCAAAAUACGUUAUUUUGAUACGGUAGGGAGGAAAUUAUAAACCAUGUCAUAAAAAUACAUCAAUCGAAUUCAUUUCGCAUGAUUCUUUCACACCAAAAAUGUAUUUGUUUAAAUCGCUCCAUAAAGUUGGAGUUCCCAUGCUUUAAAGAAUCGAUGUUCCCCGCUCGAGCCUCGAAUGCAAUAAAUAUCCUUGCCGAAGAUUCAGACGAAAGAAUAUAGUUCCCAAAGCCCAAAAUUUAUUCGAAUUCUGAGAUCGUCUUUAUCAAGUUUGUGAAAGGAAAAGACAACCAGCUUCCUUUUUCAUAAUAAGUGCCCAAGUUUUAGUUUCAAUGUACAUACCGGUAAAACAAUAACAUGAAAUUGUUAUUGGAUUGAUUUUGAAGGGAAAAAAAUGAAGGGAAAAACCGUGUCCCUCCUGAGUGAUCCCCGUUUGUUAUUUCCAAGGUCUGUAUGGUGACUAAUUAUGGGCGUGAUCCCUGGCUGUAUGGCAUACUGGUUUAUGGCUUCUGACUAGCGCCCCAUGAACAAAUAUAUUGACCAAUUGGGGAACAGCUAACAUAGGGCUGGAUAGCUCAGUUGGUAAGAGCACCAGAACGGUAAUCCGGAGGUCGCAGAUUCAAGCCCCGCUCCAGUCAAUUUCUUUGUUCAACUUUUCAAUGUUAUAAUUCACCUUGUCAGUUUCCCUGUGUGGUUCAUUUGAAAAAAAAUGAAGGAAGGACACUUUUUUGUGGACACGCUUGUUAAGUUUUUCACAUACCAAGGUUUGAAGACUUGUAGUCCAAGAUGAAGACGCAUUUCUCAGUUCUGCUGGUCAUCCUAACUUGGACUCUGUGUGUGGAAGUUUUGAACACCUCUGCAACGGAAACUCCCACCGUAACUGCGGACAUUACGGACACUACCACUGAGAAUUCGACGAUAUUUUUGAAUAUCACUACACCGGAAAGCUCCACAGACGGCAACUCUACACUUAACGGGACAUCUGUACCAGCAUUUGUGUCGACAAAAGGCUCUCCAAGUUCCAACGACGAGUGGAUCCAAGGACUCAAAACCUUCAUUUUCAUCGGGUUCUGGGUCGUGGUUGCCUUGGUGAUUUUCAUCCUCAUCCCCACGAUAUCCAUUAGCUUGGACCGCAUGUGCUGCAGGCGCACGUACGUGAAAACCUACACGGUCAACCGUCGGGAUCGCAUUGGGGUCGAGUUGCAAGAGGCGACAUCUGCAACACUGUACGGUUCUGACCGUGAGGAUGGGACCACUCUUAUGCUACCUGAACCCGUGGCGGCAAUAUGCAGUCCUGUCCCUACAACUCCACCAGUUGUUGAACACCAAAACGAAUCUAGAUAUGGUGAGCACAGCCAGCAGACCGCCGAAUCGGAUAGAUCCUUCGAAACCACCAAGAUGCAGCCCGCCACCGAAAGUCUGGACUCUGUGAUUUGCCAGUUGACCAACAUAUCAGAGGACGACUUUGCUUGGCCAAGCCCAGUGAAAGAUCCGACUUCAGAAAGCCUGAGGGACAGAUCCCAGUCAGCCGGCGUUGCACCUGGCCCCCAAUUGCCAAAGAAUCUUCCUCGGCUCUACAGCGAUCCGCAGAAGGGUAGGAAAGGUCCAGAGGCCUCCCUGUCAAACGAGGGGCCGACAAGUCAGCCUGAACUCCUGGGAGUUCCACGCAGCGGCUCUGAGGGUGGACAAACCCCAGGCAGUUUCCAUCUUGUGAUUGCAAAGGGUGAUAAGGAUGGAGCCACGGCCACUGGGGCUCCCACAAGUCCGGAGGAGUGGAGAAACGAGUCUUACCUCCACUCUCCAACUGCAGCAUCCAACAUAGCAGCAAUCCCCAAGUGGGAGUCUACAACUACAGGAAAAGACAAGGCACCCAAGACCCCCUCAAACCCACACUUAUCCCGUAUCCAUGUCUACGAGGAACUGACAGACACCCCAUCCAGGGCAAGGUCUCCUGAUAACCGGUUGUCAGUCUCCGAGAGCAAUCUCCUGCAAUCACCCGGUUGUAAGAUAACCCUCCCCCAGUAUUUUGAGGUGAAUGACUUCACUGGAAUCCCAUCCCAUCCAAAGGAAGCCCAACAAGCACCCCUUGGUCCAGGCAGAGGUACUCCGGACACAAUUCCCGACUCACUGACACAGCUCACACAAGACGAUUCAUCAUCAGACGAGGAGGACAGGAAACACAGAACGAAGGAAGGCUACCAGAGUGCCAUCAAAGUUCGUACCAGGAAGGGUCUCAUGGCCGGCUCACUCUCAACCAAGCAUCGCCUAUCUGACGGGGCUUUGGAGAAGAGACCCCCCAUUGUCCCCCAACAACAUUUUGGCUCCCUCCAAAGGUGCAACGUACCUGUAGCAGGACCCAAAGCCCGCAAAAAAAACGGGGAAGCCUACUCCAAGUUGAACAGAUUCAGACCCCCAAAUAAGGCCAAGCUUCACACCUCUGGCAAUGUUUACAACAAGCUGAGUCCUCCUGUGGACCCAGUUGAAAAUAGGGCAGAAACCUUGGGUGGCGACACAUCUGUCUAUGAAACUAGCCUCUGAAGUCAACAACUUCAACAGAAUAAUAAACGCGAGUGGUUUAUCUGCACCGUAUUUGGCGGGAAGAUUUGGAGAUGUCUAAACUCUUUGAAUGUUCCAGUUCCAAUUCGUUAAAAAUGUUGCAGCUGAGAAAACAGCUUCCCAUGUGCAACCACAGAGACAUGUCCUUUCUCUAUGGUGCAACACAGUUGUUUUCAGUUGGGACAUAUGCAAGUGGGCUUUGUGCAUGUCCCAACUUAGUGGUUCGCAACAACUCUGUUCAAAGUGGGAACAUAUGUCUUCCCACUUCAAACGUGUCACAUCCCCGUGGAAUACCUCAAUUCUUGAGAUGUUCCUGGCAUCAGAAAAUAUUAACCAGACGGCAUGUGCCCUCCUAUAGAAUCAUUUGCUUUUCAUGUAAUUGUUCGUUUCCAAUAUCACCACACAAAAUCCAAAGAAGAAUGUUCAAAACCUAUCCUACCUAUAUUACACUUUUCGAGAAAACCGUGAAAAAACCAUGCACAACCUUUUGAUCACGAAACACAAUUUCAUUACUCUUUAUUUCCAAAGGUCAGUCAAAUGACUGAUCUUUGGAAAUCACCUACAUUUCUUGAUUUCUUCCAAAUGACAGCAAGCCAGAUGGAAUAAUUUCAUGGGGUACCAGUAUGAUGUUUAAUCCGAAUAAACUUUUUGAUAGUAAUUUGCUCGGUUGCUUUUGGGAUAAAUACUAAUUGUUUUUGGAUGAUAGUAAUCAGUAGGGCUCGAUCCACAGAAAUGGGAACAUAUGUCUUCUCGUCUGUGUGCAUUUGCGGUUUAAUUUAUAUGUAUGGUUUGUUCCUUUCAGAAACAAAGAUCCUGCACUAAUUGUCUAUAUGACAGUUAACUGAUGCUUUGUCAAAACUUAAAAGCAUAUCCAAGGCCCAAUUGAAAUGAAAACUUAAAAAAAAAAAAUGUUGCCAAUAUGUCCUUGGUACUACAGAGCAAGUAAAUGUGUAAAAAUCAGGUAAGCUACAUGUAAUUAGUUUCGUUAAUUCUUCUAAAUCAUGCCUGUAGAAAAAUGCUACAUAGCUUAAAUUCCUGUUGUGAAAAUAUUAACAAUACAAUUGAAGUUGAUUGAACAUUGUAAGAGAAGUUGAACUACAUUUGUACAUACAGCUUCGGAAAAACUGGAAUCUUUAGUCUG